Messenger RNA from Lathyrus sativus (Indian pea), 267 nucleotides. The record is from the annotation of a GenBank genome assembly. NCBI's taxonomy places the organism in Eukaryota, Viridiplantae, Streptophyta, Magnoliopsida, Fabales, Fabaceae.
AUGGGAAAGAGGAAGGCAAAAACAAAACCACCUCCAAAGAAACGAAUGGAUAAGCUUGACACUGUCUUCAGCUGUCCUUUCUGCAAUCACGGUUCCAGUGUUGAGUGUCGCAUUGAUAUGAAGAACUUGAUAGGGGAAGCUUCUUGUGGUAUAUGUCAGGAGAGCUUUAGCACUACCAUCACAGCUUUAUCUGAGGCAAUAGACAUAUACAGUGAAUGGAUUGACGAAUGUGAACGGGUGAACGCCGUUGAAGAUGAUGGUACUUAG